Messenger RNA from Sphaeramia orbicularis (orbiculate cardinalfish), 3954 nucleotides. RefSeq names its product corticotropin-releasing factor receptor 1. Bases 755 to 2071 code for a protein of 438 amino acids. NCBI's taxonomy places the organism in Eukaryota, Metazoa, Chordata, Actinopteri, Kurtiformes, Apogonidae. The transcript has 14 exons. The record is from RefSeq and is a predicted model, not a curated record. Gene Ontology annotation, molecular function: corticotropin-releasing hormone binding; G protein-coupled peptide receptor activity; corticotrophin-releasing factor receptor activity. Gene Ontology annotation, cellular component: neuron projection; plasma membrane. Gene Ontology annotation, biological process: cell surface receptor signaling pathway; adenylate cyclase-activating G protein-coupled receptor signaling pathway.
AAUCAUUGUUUUAUUUAUUGUUUUAUUUAUUUUAUUUAUUUUUUUCUUGUUUUAAAGCCAGUGCGUUUAAGUUUCUUAAAUCACUAAGGUCUAGAUUGCAAAGGAUUAAAGAUUAGGAUCAAGAAGAGUGAAUCGUUGCAUAAUUAACUCCACGCCGAGGAACGGAGUUAUUCCUCGGAUACUCGCAACCAAGUGGCACAACGUGGGCGGUGCGUCGAGGGGAGUCAGAACCUCCACGGCAGCUCCACGGAGUCAGAAGCUGGAUGUAGGAGCUGAGGGACGCGGCGGUCUGAGUCGGGGUCACCUGGAGAGUAAAUAAAUCACACAUGUAAAAGGAGUUUUGUUCUCCAUCUGAUGGUGCGUGAUUUCAAGGUGGAUUCGGUUUCGUGUAACCCAAACUGACGGACGGACUACAUUUGAGUAUUCACGACAAAAAAAAAAAAAAAAAAAAAACCCGACACUUCAGCUCCAACACCUGAAGAGAGGACGAAAUCCCACUGCUCCUGCACCUUUUCUCUACCUAUUGGAACAUUUUUUUCUUUUCUAUUCCAUCCUGAUGUGACAGUUUGUAUUUAGUUUAUAUUUACGCGUAUCAUUGGCACCGCGUAAAAUGUGUUGUUGCGACUUCUUUCCGUCUUGCUAUUGAACUCAAAGGGGAGUCUCAGUGAAAGCAAUCGCAAUAAAGGUGGAUAAAGUCAAUAGAAGACAUUUAAUGUGACACAUGGAAAAAUAUGUGUAAAAUAUAGGACUGGAAAUGCGUCGCAAAUGCAUCUAUCUACUGGAGGUGUACGCCAUCAUGAGCCUUCUGCCUUCGGGCUCUUUAGCAGAUUUGACAUGUGAAGCCCUGCUUCUGUUAGCAGGAAAUGUCUCACUACAGUCCCUGGCCUCGACCUGGAACCAAACCCUCAGCAGCAGCAACGCCACAGGUCAGUGGAGCGGCUCAGGACCUUUUUGUGAAACCUCCAUCGAUGGCAUUGGCACCUGCUGGCCCAGGAGCGGCGCUGGGCAGAUGGUGUCGCGGCCCUGUCCAGAAAUGUUUUACGGCGUCAGGUACAACACCACAAAUAACGUUUACAGAAAAUGCCUUGCAAAUGGGACAUGGGCGUUGAAGGGGAACUACUCCAUGUGUAAGGCCAUACUUCACGAGGAGAAAAAAGGCAAGAUGCACUACCAGAUAGCUGUGAUCAUCAACUUCCUGGGUCACUGUAUCUCAAUGGUGGCCCUCCUCAUAGCCUUCUUCCUCUUCCUGUGUUUGAGGAGCAUCCGCUGCUUGAGAAAUAUCAUCCACUGGAACCUCAUCACUGCCUUUAUCCUGAGGAACGCCACCUGGUUUAUUGUCCAGAUGACUAUGAGUCCUGAGGUUCAUGAAAGUAAUGUGAUUUGGUGUCGCCUCGUCACCGCCUCCUUCAAUUAUUUCCACUCCACCAAUUUCUUUUGGAUGUUUGGUGAAGGCUGCUACCUCCACACUGCUAUUGUCCUUACCUACUCCACCGACAAGCUCCGCAAGUGGAUGUUCAUCUGUAUCGGCUGGUGUAUACCAUUUCCAAUAAUUGUGGCUUGGGCCAUUGGGAAGCUGUACUACGAUAAUGAGAAGUGCUGGUUUGGAAAGCGAGCUGGUGUCUACACGGACUACAUCUACCAGGGUCCUAUGAUUCUGGUGUUAGUGAUCAAUUUCAUUUUCCUCUUCAACAUCGUGAGGAUCCUUAUGACCAAACUGCGGGCGUCAACUACAUCUGAAACGAUACAGUACAGGAAAGCUGUGAAGGCUACACUGGUACUUCUUCCUCUUCUGGGAAUCACUUAUAUGCUGUUCUUUGUAAAUCCGGGAGAGGAUGAGAUCUCGCAAAUUGUAUUCAUAUAUUUCAACUCGUUUUUGGAGUCGUUCCAGGGCUUCUUUGUAUCAGUAUUUUACUGCUUCCUAAACAGUGAGGUGCGGUCAGCUGUGAGGAAGCGGUUCCACCGAUGGCAGGAGCAGCACUCUAUCCGAGCCAGGAUGACCCAGGCAAUGUCCAUCCCCACUUCACCUUCACGGGUCAGCUUUCACAGCAUCAAGCAGUCCACAUCGCUAUGAAAGAGGAAACCAGCUUUGUCCUAGAUACGUACCAUGGAAGAAACCUCCAGCUGUCGUUGUCAUCAAUUUCUGCCGCAUCAGUGGGGUACACUAAAACACUUUCUGAGCUGGGACGAGGCUAGAGAGCAAGAGAGAGAGAGGAAGAGAGAGAGGGACUGCACCAGACUCCUAAACCUCAGGAGGGGCAUUAUACAGACUUUCAAGAGAAAAUGGAUGGGGACAGGGAUGAAGGACACUGCAGACUUUAUUAGUGGAUCGAAAGAUGCCCAAGUGACCAAGACAAGUUCGGAUCUAUUUGACUUGGAAUUAGGUGUGAAUGUACAGCACUUCAUAUUCUGUAAUGUUUGUCUGAAAUUUAAUCCUCUGUUAUAUUCCUGCUCGCACACUUUUUGCCAUCUUACAUCAAUUGGAAGUUGGAGCUUGUGCUGCUGGACUGCACUGAACUGGAUUCCAUCCCAGUGGACACAUGACUCAAAUGACGUUUCACUACAGGGGCAAUGACUAAGUUAUUACAAAGAUUUUUUUUUUUUUUUCCUUUUUGAUUGGUUCUUUAUUUUUACUUUGCUGUUUCAAACAAAUGUCUGGCUAUUGUGUUUGUUAUUAUUUUAUUUUAUUUUAUUUUAUUUUAUUUUUGGUGUUGUGUUAUCCUCUGUUCUCAUUUACCUUGGUCCUAACUUUCCAGAGUUUUAAACACAUUCCUUUCUUUUUGAUGGAAGAGUUUUGCUACAAAAUAUACAUUCAUCAUAUAAAACAAAAUUAAGGAUGUGUAUAUUCAUAUAUUGGGUAAGUAGUUAAGCUAGAAGUUAACCUUAAGACAUUUGCUGUUUACAUAACAUCUUGUUUUUCACAUAUUGCCUAUGUUUUUGGAAAAAUUCUUUCCAAAAAUGUGUUUUGUGAUGAAACUCUUCCACUAAAUAAAGAGACUUAUUAUUGUUGCCUGUCUACCAGCAAAGCCAGACAUGGAUUAUUAUAAGCAGAGGUAUCUACACAAGUUACUAUUCAUUCUACCAGGUGACUCUGUGGUGGCGGAUUUUUUUGAAACAUAAUAUUGGAGUGGGCUGUGCAGUAACUUUGUUUGUUACUGAUUUCUUGUAAAUAUAUGAAUACUAAAGGGGAUGAUAAAAUCCAGAGGUGUGUUCACAAAGAGAAUUCAAACCAAAAACACAAACCACACACUGUAAAUCAUAUGGGCACAUUAUCCAUGUGAUCAGCAAUUCACAGUCCACAUUCCUAAGAUACCAAUAUGCCUAGCACCUGUGCAUUUUUAUCAACUGCUGUUUAUGUCAUACUGUAUAUUGACCUCAUCUUUUUUGUCACCCUAAACUUGCAAUGACUUUUUUUUUCCAGCUGUUUCAAAGUGACGUGUUAGCUCAGAUUGUUCUUGGUGACAAAAUGUCCAAUUAUUCAAGACAACAGAAUUUCACCAGCCACUUUAAUAUGUUUUAUGUUCAUCAAGCAGUCAGUGAAGUUGCUUCUUGAGUGUUUGGAGUUAACAAAAAAAAAAAAAAAAAAAAAGAGGGGAAAAAAGCACCAGACUGUGAGGUCAAAGAUUUGAAAACAUUUGUUGUCAUGCACUUUUAACAUAUAAAAGGAAGUAUAAAAGGUUCAUGUAAUUCUUUGAAAAUGUAUCAUCUAAGCUGGAAUAAGCUGCAUAGGUAAGAAAUAUGCCUCCUCAUGUUGUCAUUCCAGCACAGUUAAAGGGUCAAACAACAAAAAAGGAACAAUUAUGGAUACUCAUUUCUUCAUGAGUGGUACAUACUGUGUGAUGGUCAAUCAAAUUCAUAAUGUAAUUCACAACAUUAUUUAUUGCUAUUUAUUUUACAAUAUUGUUAUUUUCAUACUUGAAAAAUGUCAACAGAUAAUAAAAUUUGUGUUGCAUUUGA